Linnemannia hyalina is the source of this 1008-nucleotide messenger RNA. Lineage: Eukaryota; Fungi; Mortierellomycota; Mortierellomycetes; Mortierellales; Mortierellaceae. The record is from the annotation of a GenBank genome assembly.
AUGGCAACGAUCGAGGACAUGCGUUUUGCCAAGUCCAACCGCAUCACCGCAAAACAGGUCAAAGAAGUCGGUGGAGUAGGUAGGGCGACUCGAACAAGGGAGCGUUUGCUUCGACAGCCGGAAAAUCAGAGGAUUUCGGAGCUUCACAAGGAGAUAGGAGAAAACUCCGUUUUGAAGGCGCAGACUAUCAGUGAAGUUGACUCUGCACAGGUGACCCGACGAUCAGCUACACAACCCCUUCGCAACUUCGAGGGCAGCAAAAGCUUAGUGAAACAAACCCACCACAAGGAUCUUCAACUGCAGCGAGCAUGGCAGACGAUCGCAGCCGACGAACGACGGAAAAUGCAGGAUUUUUCCAGAGGAACAGGACAGACCCAACCAGCAUCAGUCAACACAGUCGACUCUAUCGAUGGGUGUUGCAAGUGUGGUAGACACCACCUCCCAAUCCGCGUUGGAAGGGCACUCACCUAUCCACAGGAAUGCCCCAGAGAUGCGUUGCCCAUCAUCCCUAUCAUGUUCGUCGGGACGGCAGGAAUCGGAACCGGGAGUCGCAUUGGCGGUCAUCUAAAGUACGGCGGAAAAAAGGUCGUUGAGCAACAUGCCCUCUCCGUCCCUGUACUGAUGACCGAUGAAAACAUGACAAGCAAAGUCUGUCCGUUUUGUUUUGCGAUUCUACGCCUCGUCAAGGAACUGAGACUUGUCAACGGAGUCGAGAAGCUGGUCACAAUCAACGGUGCGGUUCAGUGCGAAAACCCCAACUGUGAGAGUGUCCGCGCCGGUUAUGCACGUCGAGGCAGGGACAGCAAUGCAUGUGUCAACAUUGCACUUGCGGGAUUCACGACAAUCAUGAGCGACAACAGACAGCCACUUCCUCCCUACAGGAGAUCAACGCGUCCAGAGGGCGCCACCCCUUCAGAACCCCAGUCUCUCGCUACUGGAACACAACAAAACAUCGAGCACUUCGACAACGGACCCAUUGACAACAAUGGCUUCCCGCGACGCUGCUGA